AGCGUGAUAGGGGGCAGGACCCUCGAGCAGGGAUCGUGGAUGUAUGUCCAUGCUACAGCGGAGGUUGACGGGAAGAAGACGCACGGAGGCUACUUGAUGGAUUGGGAGUUAUUUCCGCUUUACUCGUUUUUUUACACCGACGAAGGGAAGGUGGUAAUGGAAAGACUUUGGGAGGAAACGCUGACGGAGUUGGAGUUUGCUGGUGUACGGGGUAUUUUGGCAUCAACGGGGUGCAAGACAUGAAAACCGCUUUGGUUGCUUUGCGCUGUUGUGACUGUACUUUCCUGUUUACCAAGUUUUUUUUCCAUGUUCUUCUUUACUGCAUGUAGAUAUCCUCAUAGAUAGUGUUCACAUACCUGCUUACAUAGAUCUAGACUUU
This is a messenger RNA of Hypoxylon fragiforme, 379 nucleotides long. RefSeq lists its product as uncharacterized. The coding region runs from base 40 to 243 and encodes 67 amino acids. Lineage: Eukaryota; Fungi; Ascomycota; Sordariomycetes; Xylariales; Hypoxylaceae. The transcript has 2 exons. The record is from RefSeq and is a predicted model, not a curated record.